AUGAAUCCAGCCAGAAAGAACAAGAUUGACCUAGACGAACGGAAAUAUUUUGACUCUGGUGAUUAUGCGCUUACAAAAGCUGGAAGAACUCAGGGACCUGUUGGUGUUCAGCACCCAUCUCCUGAUAAUAUUCCUCAUGCAAAUGCUAUUGCCGCAACUACUCAUAAUUCUUCACCUGUAAAGGAAAGUUCCUUAGUACAUGAAGCAGAACUUGAUGAUAAACCUGUGGAUUCCGAUGUACAGCCAUCAGAGUCAAACAAUUCAAAUAAUACAUCCACCCCAUCUACGUCUAUUCCUGACACUUCUGAUCCUCCACCAGAGUAG
Messenger RNA from Racocetra fulgida, 324 nucleotides. Lineage: Eukaryota; Fungi; Glomeromycota; Glomeromycetes; Diversisporales; Gigasporaceae. The record is from the annotation of a GenBank genome assembly.